Molecule: messenger RNA, 3784 nt
Organism: Lepisosteus oculatus (spotted gar)
Lineage: Eukaryota; Metazoa; Chordata; Actinopteri; Semionotiformes; Lepisosteidae
Gene: eif4h
Product: eukaryotic translation initiation factor 4h
Molecular function (GO): RNA binding
Source: RefSeq, a predicted model, not a curated record
CCCUGCUCUAUAUUGCGGGUCCUCACGCUCCUGCCUGCUUUCUCCUGCACAGACUGCAAUGGCGGAUUACGAUAACUACGAUGACCGGGAUCGGGCUUACGGCAGCUUCGGAGGUGGAAGGGGAAGAUCCCGAGGAGGUAGCGGCUCAGGAGGACCCCGCAAACAGAAGGAGCUGCCCGCAGAGCCUCCCUACACAGCCUAUGUAGGAAAUCUGCCCUUCAACACGGUGCAAGGAGACAUAGACGCCAUUUUCAAGGAUCUCAGUGUCCGGAGCGUCCGACUAGUCAGAGACAAAGAAACAGACAAGUUCAAAGGGUUUUGUUACGUAGAGUUUGAUGACUUGGAAUCCCUAAAGGAAGCCUUGACAUACGACGGGGCUCUCCUAGGAGAUCGGUCACUGCGAGUGGACAUAGCAGAGGGCCGCCGGCAAGAAAAAGGUGGAGGAGGGUUCGGUUUCCGAAAAACGGAUGAGAGAGGGAGGGGUGCCCCCAGAGGUCCCAGAGGAGGGGGAAGGGACCCCAGAGAUUCCAGAGAGGACUUCAGCCAAUCUGGAGGAGGCUUUAGAGAUGAUGACUUCCUGGGUGGGAGGAGUCGAGGGGGUGGGCGCCCAGGCGACAGGAGGGGGGCGAGUGCUGGUGGGAUUGGUCGUUACAGGGAGGGACCCCCGCGUGGCGGCUCCAUGGACUUCAGAGAGCCCUCCGAAGAGGAAAGAGCACAGAGACCAAGACUACAGCUGAAGCCUCGCACAGUCGACGCUCCUCUUAACCAAGUCGCCAACCCCAACUCGGCCAUAUUCGGCGGGGCCAAGCCCAGGGAGGAGAAUUAAUAAAUCCAUGUGGCUGCAUUAUUCCGGAAGGCUAAACUGGAUCGCGACUGGCUUUGUUGACCAAAAAUCUUUCAAAGACUUCUCCCAAAGAAAGCCCAGUGUGUUUAAGGCACUGGGUUCUCAUCCCUUCUGCAGGUGCACAGGGUGUGCCCUCGUCCAGCUGGUACAGUGCCAGUGGAGUCUUGGGCGGUGGGUACGACCCUGGCAUGUGUCAACUCUUUGGUGUACCGACACCAAAGGCAAGCAGCUCAGACAGUGGCUUCAGUUUGAUUCUGUUGCCUUUGGGUAAGGACGUCAUGACAUUUACCUUUUCUUUUCCCCUUCCAAAGGCAUCUUUUAUGUUGCAUACUGAUGAAAUAGACACAACAGACAAGGCUGAUAUGCGUUGUCUUUUUUUGAGUUUCUAAAAUACUUAAUUCAGUGAAUCAAAGUUCCACUGUCCUAUACAUUAAAUGAUGAUACCACAACAGAACCACACUCACCUUUUUUGUCUUAAUGUUUUACUUUUGCAUUCUGUUAUUCUUUGUAUUUGAAAGAUUUUUGAUCGCAGUGCAGCGCAGAGUAGUAGAGUUGCUUUCGGCAGUAAUGAAGCAAUACAGAAACCCAACUGCUGUAGAAGAGCAGCAUGAACACACAGUAGUUAGAAAUGGAAAAUGGUGAAAAACGCUACAGUCCUAGUCGCGCCGAUAUGUAUUUAUCUUCCACAGCUAGCAAUAGCACCAAUAAGAAAUUCUCUUGAUUCAAAAGCAAACCACAGGGUGCUUAUUGAAGAAAAGCAAACCAUUUCCUUGUAUCUCCAUUCCAGAUAGCGCCAAAAUUAAAAAAAAAAAACUGAUCAAACAUGCAAAGCUUGGGAAUCUGUGUUGUGGCCAGUUUUGUUCACAUCUCUUUUAAGCCCUAGAUAAGACGUGAUAUAGUGAUGAAUAUUCUUACUGUAGAAAAGUCAGUAGUCUAACUUUUUUUCCUCACUGUUUAUGGCAAUAAAACAUAUCUCAUCUUACAGACACUCUUAAUGUGUUGAAGUAUCGGAUAAGAAUCUGUUCCUAGGCGGUUUGCUGGAAGUCCCAGCGGCUGGGUGUUCCGGAGCUGAUGCUGCUGAUGUGUCCAGGAGAGCUGUUUCCCUCUCUGGCUCACAGGUCUCCUUUGUCCUCAGCAAUGUUAGCUGCCAGUAAACCUGCUGGUGCUGCUAGAGGACAGUUGGAAUCUGAAGGCUUCUUGGUAUAGUCCUCCCUUCACAUGCUGGUCUUGAAGCCUCUUUACUCACCGGUGAUGGGGGAGGGGGGAUCUUUGAUUUCACUUGUAAGGGGAAUCCAAGUUUGCUUCCAUUGCCCUCAGUGCAGAGUGCUUCCUUAAGGGGGUGGUGUUGCAGCUUUCACAAUAUUCAGUAAACAGUAAGAAGUCAGAACAGGCACUUGCCUUUUUUUUAAAGAAUUUCUCUCCAGAGCUUUGAAGUGUUUCUCUUGUCAGGAAAUAUGUUUUUUUUUUAUUGGCUGUGCUUUGCUAACAAUUUAAAGUGUAGCACACCCAGAAUUGUUUAGGAAUUGUUACCAGAUUAAUGACAGAAUUUAGGAGAACUUCUAAAAUUGACAGUCCUAUAUCACACUAGGUAAUGGUAACAUCAAGAGGCCCUGAGGUAAUGUGAAAAUCUGAAAUUUCUCUCAUGCAGUUUCAGCCAAUAACUGGCAGUUUUCCCAAGUGAUUUAUAUAUAUAUUUAUUUUUCCUCAAAUACUUGGAGUAUUAUGUGGGCCCUCUGUUUGAGCAAAUGGGUAACCUUGAAAGGGGUCUGAAGUUUCAGGCAAGAGUUCUCUUGGUUUUAAAAGCCAUCAUUCUGACUGAAUUGAGUUGAGUAGGUUAAAACGUGCAGGUUAAUGAAUGCCAAGAAUCUCAAGUCUCAAUGGAUUUUAGUUUCUAUUCAAAAUGGUUCUAGAUAAUCUUGAAGUACCCCUGAGCACAUUAUAUUUUAAAAUUAAUAUUCUGUUCUGCUUGUUUGCCUCGUCAAAUUUUGGGUAGUCUUUUUUUUAAAGAAAAUUUUAGUGAAAUUAAAAUUAAAUUGUUUGCUUAGGGCCGUAGAAAAGAAAGCAACACAGAAUAUUAAUACAACUAUGGAAAUGAAGUGGUUAUGAUACAAUGUAGGAGUCCUUAAACUGAGCUAGUGUAAGCUUGUGUACUCAAGAUCAGUGGCUGGAAACGUCUGGGCUGUAGACGGCUGUGUUGUCCCUUGUUCAGUUUGAACUGGCGCUGGCCCUCACUGGUCUUUUCCCAGACAGCUGGGUCUACAGAUCUGGUUAGUUCACACAUUACUGGUCUGGACUUGUCCUGGCAUCAGCCUGCACAUUGGACAUUCACUGCAACCCUGAUGAGAGAGACGCACUUCAGUCUCGGGAAAGAAAUCUCAAAAGUAAAGGCUCUUGUGCUCAGCGUAAGUGAGGCGCUGUCAUGAAGGUGUGGGUGUUUGACUCCCUCGGCACGUUGGAGGCAGGCUUGGUUUCCGUGACUUCUUGGAUUUGGCAUCUGCUGUAAACUUGCCACCUCCCUGUAGUAACCCUAGCAACCAACAGAGCUUCGCUUUCAUGCAACUUGUGCAUUUUAAGCUGUCAUUUCAAAAAUAAGAACCAUUUGUGUAACACUUCUUCAAACUGGCAAGACAUGCAUUGUUUGGUUUAUCUUCAGUGUGGAUUAUUCUGAUGUCAGACUGAAACUAAGUCUUGAAUGUGUGGGGAGGGGGGAGGGGAGGCAGAUUUAUAUUUUUAUUUUUUUUAAUUAAACCAUCCCAUGUUAAUGAUUGUUUCACUCUUCAGUCAACUGAGUUGACUUUUAAAUGUAACAAAGUAAACUCCCAACACUUCACACAUUCUGCUUCGUAAGGAAAAAAUAAAUAUGAAAAAGACAAAAAACAGUGAAUUUAAGGAUUUGGUAUUUUGUGAAUGAUCUUUUAAAUAAAAGAAAAGUUAAGUAAC